Dreissena polymorpha is the source of this 1000-nucleotide messenger RNA. RefSeq lists its product as uncharacterized. NCBI's taxonomy places the organism in Eukaryota, Metazoa, Mollusca, Bivalvia, Myida, Dreissenidae. The coding region runs from base 551 to 1000 and encodes 149 amino acids. The transcript has 7 exons. The record is from RefSeq and is a predicted model, not a curated record.
UCCAAUUUUAAAAAUAAAUUCACGUUACUUAUUAGCGUGCGUACGACAAUUUGCAUUAACCGGCCUAUCGAAUAGUUGCUCAUAGUGCGUACGACAAUUUGCAUUAACCGGCCUAUCGAAUAGUUGCUCAUCAUGGUCGCCCCUGGUAACUGAAAGCAGUCAUGCCUUCGCACAGAUUGUGUAGUUUUAUACACACACCGAACACCUGUGCAGUUUUUUUUUACUACCAACAAAUCAACCUACAGCCCUACAAACAAACCCACCUACAAACCCACAAACCAACCCAUAUACAUCCCCAGUCAUUCAGUCGUCAGCAAAAAUGGCAGAGAACCUCCUUCUCGAUGCCCCUCCUUCCUCCAGGACCACGUCAAUGGACCUACGUACCAGAAGAAUCUGUUUCCAUCACCCCUUUUCUCAAGUGGCCUCCCAUGAAUUGGAAUGAACUCGAGCUUACUAUAAACAGUCAGUCAUUGACAACCCGUACAGUGGAACAGGUGAAAAAAAGCUGUCAGACAUAAAGACGGAGGUACGCUAAAAGGAAAGGGAAAGAAUGCGGGAUGCCAAGGUCACGGGCGGAGGACCACCCACCAUCAUACUUAAAGAUUGGCAGGAAAAGUUUUUCAGUGUGCUUCCCAAAGUAACCAUUGAAGGCUUCAAUGGUAUUGACAAUUUCAAAUCUAUGACGAGCAGUUUUUCCAGAUAUGUUGAAGAUACGAAGGUCAUUGAUACAUAUUCAGUUGAGAGGCCCAUUUCAAAUGACGACAGAAUGGCUGCUGUUGAAAAUCCCAUCACCGGUAAACAGGGACAGAAAAGGAAAUAUGAAAGCAAGUGUUCCGAUGAAUCAUACAGGAUUGAACUAAUCAGUAUUGAGAGAGAAAGUCUACAGGUGGAGAAGGCUAGAAAUACAAUUAUCUUGGACAUAAGCAAUCUAUUAGAAUCACUGGUUACACUGAAAAAACUUAAAAUAUUGAGCGAAAACCAACUUUUACAAGAGCAGUGA